Arthroderma uncinatum is the source of this 567-nucleotide messenger RNA. Its product is annotated as ubiquitin carrier protein. The record is from RefSeq and is a predicted model, not a curated record. NCBI's taxonomy places the organism in Eukaryota, Fungi, Ascomycota, Eurotiomycetes, Onygenales, Arthrodermataceae. The transcript has 4 exons. The coding region runs from base 1 to 567 and encodes 188 amino acids.
AUGUUGAAAAUAUGGUCUAUGAAACAGAAACAACAGCAAGCCGACAAUGCAGAGGGCGGCGGCGGUGCAGUGGAAACAAAAAAGAAGAAGAAAGUGACUGCUUCUCAGCUACGAGUGCAGCGUGAUCUCGCCGAAUUGUCUCUCGGAAGCACGAUGAAAAUGACCUUCCAUAACCCUGACGAUAUUCUGAACUUUGUUUUAACCAUCGAGCCGGACGAGGGCAUGUAUCGUGGGGGCACAUUCUCCUUCACAUUCUCCAUCAACCAGAACUUCCCACAUGACCCUCCAAAGGUCAAGGGCCAGCAAACGAUAUAUCACCCCAACAUCGACCUUGAAGGGAACGUGUGUCUGAAUAUUUUGAGGGAGGACUGGAAACCAGUAUUAAAUUUGAAUGCGGUCAUAGUUGGGCUACAGUUCCUCUUCCUUGAACCAAAUGCGUCUGAUCCACUGAAUAAAGAGGCGGCUGAAGAUCUACGCCUCAACCAUGAAGGAUUUAAGCGGAACGUUCGAACAGCCAUGGCCGGUGGCUCUGUCAAAAACAUACAGUAUGACCGAGUAACUCGAUAA